AUGAGAUAUUGGAUGCUUCUGUUGCUGUGCUUUUUUGUGCCUGCUGUUCUCACGAUGGCGACCGAGCGUUUGCUGGUUGAUUUAGUCAACUGGUACCAUCUCAGGGUGGUAUAUGUUUUCCACUGUUAUAACGAACAACACUCCGCAGAAUACAUCCACCUGCUACACAGCGCACGAAAAAACCGCUCCGAAAGUAUGUCCUUCGUGAAUGUGGCAAGUUUUAGUGAGCAGAAAUUCGUUACCUCGCUCGAACCGGUUCAUGUCCGGGUGGGCUUCAUGGCCGACAUGAGCUGUCAGGAUACGGACCGCGUACUAGCGAUGCUUGCCGAACGAGGUUAUUUGAAUGGUGUACGUUUUCGUUGGUUUCUGUACGGGUUGCGUGCCAUCGAGGAGAUUGGGGCGUUUUUCCGGAAGCUCCAUAUUACCGUUCCUUCGGGUGUACUUUUGCUUCAACCGGUUGGCGUGGACAGCAGUGCGGUUCUGGACGUACGUUCGGCACAGUGGAUGGGGAUGUCGGGCGACGUAAGCUUUCCGCAGAUUGGUAGCUGGAGUGUGGCCAACGGUUUAACGAUGUGGGAUAAUAGAAGCGCGUACGAGAGACAGUUGAAUCUAUUCGGAAUGCAGCUGUCGGGUAUCAGUAAGACUAGAAUCAUGCAUGGUAACAGAACGUUAAAUGAUGAAAGUCUGAGUACACGAGCCUACGGACAGCGUCUGUGGAACUUAUUGUCUAUGGUACAUAACACCAGCAUCACCGAGAGACUCUCAACGUACUACGAUGACCAUCUGGCAGACUUUAUCAUUGAACCUGUAGCAAUCAAGCAAGAGGAUCUACACAAGCUUGACUACACUGCCGCAGUUCAAAAUAUCCAGAUUAUUCUUCUCUUUUUACACCCGGACGUUGACCGCACGAGGAAUUCAUUUUUGCGCCCCUUCAGCACCGUCGUAUGGGUAGCAAUUGGUGCAUUUUUCGUUGGCUUUACGUCGCUAAUGUACAAAACGUUAACGUUCGAGCAACAGGAACAGGAGCGCGCAAAAGCACAACGGGAUAGAGAAAAUGGAAUUAUGGUGAUCGUAUUGGGAAUACUCUGCCAGCAAGGUUUCAUUGAAAGCUGCAGAACGUACGCGAGCAGACUGACGCUGCUCAGCAUGUUGAUCUUCAGCAUGCUUAUUUAUCAAUUCUACAUUACGCACAUUGUCAGCUUUUUGCUGGUGGUGCCACCGAAAAACAUCCAAACCCUUGAACAGUUGGUAGAGAACGAGUUCGAUGUAGCGAUGGAAAAUGCCCCAGAAAUCGUCGAGUUUGUCAAUGCCACGGAAGACGAACAUUUGUUGACGUUGGUUCAAAUGAAGCUGGCUAAAACGGGCACUGUGUACUACGAUCUUAAGGAAGGAAUUUCGUCGAUGCUCGAUGGUGGAAGAAAUGCAUUCGUAUGCGAAGCUAACCGUGCUUAUCAGCUGAUACGGCACCAUGUUACCGACGAGCAACGGUGUGCCCUGCAGGAAAUUCCGUUGAUGAGUAAAAAAUCCACCCAUCUGGCCCUGAGGAAAGAUCACCCCUUGAGGGAACAGUUUCGUGUCACGGUGCAAAAGAUCUUCGCAACCAGUAUGGUACAGUAUGAACGGAAGCGUUGUUACGCAGACAAACCAAGGUGUGACGAAAAUGAGGUUAAAAUGCCGGAGGUUAACCUAGAUCAGGUGUCCUCGGUGCUGGUACUGCUGCUCGGCACAAUCGUCGGAAGUAUCGGUGUGUUGCUGUUAGAAAUCACUGUCAGUAAGGUUUUGCAGGGGCGACACUGA
This is a messenger RNA of Anopheles marshallii, 1797 nucleotides long. RefSeq names its product glutamate receptor ionotropic, NMDA 1-like. The record is from RefSeq and is a predicted model, not a curated record. The coding region runs from base 1 to 1797 and encodes 598 amino acids. Gene Ontology annotation, molecular function: ligand-gated monoatomic ion channel activity. The transcript has 8 exons. Lineage: Eukaryota; Metazoa; Arthropoda; Insecta; Diptera; Culicidae. Gene Ontology annotation, cellular component: membrane.